Molecule: messenger RNA, 2912 nt
Organism: Ictalurus furcatus (blue catfish)
Lineage: Eukaryota; Metazoa; Chordata; Actinopteri; Siluriformes; Ictaluridae
Product: ankyrin repeat domain-containing protein 10-like
Exons: 5
Coding region: 536-1666 (376 amino acids)
Molecular function (GO): protein binding
Source: RefSeq, a predicted model, not a curated record
GUAGUAGUAUUAGUAGUAGUAGUAGUUGUAGUAUUAGUAGUAUUAGUAGUAGUAUUAGUAGUAGUAGUAUUUUCGCAGCACUUUUAGUUUAGCGGCGUGCCACCCAGAAAAUGCUGGCAGACCGACAGGUCAUUGUUCUCUGCUUUUCAAGUCGCUUUGGAUAAAAGCGUCUGCUAAAGAAAUAAAUGUAAAUGUUAAUGGCAUUUCUGGAGCACGUGCUCGCUACUGUACUUUCCCCUGAGUACAGUCGGACGAAUAGAGUCCAGUCCAGGUUUCUGUUUUAGCCGUGCGAGCUGGACUCCCUGACUCCGGUUCUGAUCCAGUCCUGUUUUUUUGUUGUUUUUUUCAAUCCCCGCCGUCUGCUCGGUCUCCGCGGAAGUUCCGUGUCUGUGUGUGUGUGUGCGUGCGUGUGGCUCUCGCGCUUUUGUUUUUAUAAUCGGAGCGCGCGAGAGAGUGAGCGAGCAUCUCCCCCAUUCCCACUCCCACCUCGAACCGGGUUCAUUAUUAUUAUUUUCUUCUGUCAUUCGGGGUGUGUAUGUGUGUGUGCGCGCGUGUGUGUGUGUGUGUGUGUGAGAGAGAGAGAGAGAGAGAGAGAGUGUGUGUGUGUGUGUGUGUGUGUGUGUGUGUGUGUGUGAGAGUGAGAGAGGGAGAGUGUGGGUGUGAAAAAGAGAGAGAGAGAGUGUGUGUGUGUGAGAGAGAGAGAGAUAGAGAUAUGUCGGUGGCAGGAGAGUGCGGCUUCUCCAGUGAGGAGGUGCUGAACGUGCGCUUCCCAUUGCACCGCGCGUGCAGGGACGGGGACAUGCUCGCGCUCCACUCGCUGCUCCACAGCGACACACACCGAGCCGAGCUGCUCACCGAGGACUCCUUCUACGGCUGGACACCCAUACACUGGGCCGCUCACUUCGGCAGGCUGGAGUGUGUGAUACAGCUGGUGCAGGUGGGUUGCGGCGUGAACUCCUUGACGUCGCGUUUCGCGCAGACUCCGGCUCACAUCGCGGCGUUCGGCGGACACCCGCAGUGCCUGAUGUGGCUCCUGCAGGCCGGCGCUGACCUCAACAGGCAGGACUAUGUCGGAGAAACCCCCCUUCACAAGGCGGCGCGUGCGGGUAGUGUCGAGUGCAUUAACGCUCUCCUGAUCCAGGGAGCGAAAGCUGACUUGAGGAAUGCUAGUGGACUGACCGGAGCCGACCUAGCCCACGCCCAGGGCUUCUCAGAGUGCGCUCAACUGCUGUCCAACGCCCAGAAUCAGCAGCAGCUCAGCCGUUUUAACGGCUUCUCCACCAAUAACUCUGUGGAGCGGACGCGCGGCUUCAGUAACGGCAUACCCAGCAGAAAGCGGUCGUUCGGCUGCAUCGAGUCCAGUCAGUUUAAAAAGGCCAGAACCAGCGAUCUGGAUCUUCAGAUGAGGCUGAUGAACGGGAUGAACGGCUCUGGCGGAGAGAACCUGAUGGACACGGCGCGCGCGGAGCUCGGACCGGCGCUGAGCAGCACUACAGGUGGGAACGGAUCCAUAACCGGGUCAUUUGCCCCCAUCGGCUUGGUGGAGCAGGAUGAGGGGCUGCGGAUGGAGGACUCCUCCACCUCGGCUCCUAAAGAGAUGGAGAUCUUCACCGUGGCUGCAAUGCAGAUACCCUGCCGCUGCACUAACUCCUACGCCUACCUGUAGUGGCCUUAGCUGUGCUUGUGGGGGCGUUUAUAGGGGUGCGUGUGUGUGUGUGUGUGCGUGUGUGUGUGUGUGCGUGUGUGUGUGCGCGUGUGUGUGUGUUAGAUGUAUCUUAUAAGAGGGAAAAAUGGUUUGUUUUCAUUUUCAUUUGAACGUGGGCCUCGUUGAUCACGCUAGAUACGAACGGAUUUAUUCAGAAAUCAUUCAAUAUACAAGAAACGUGACGUCCAAGAAAAUCCGAGGUUGGAAAAAAACGUACGAAUGUAGCGAGAAUGUGCGUAAAUAUUUACGCCUAGAGAUCACACGUCGUAUAUACGCAAAUUACGCAGGUUAUUCCUGUCAGUUACUCACCGAUUUAACGACGUUUUGAAAGAAAGCGAUUCCAAAACACCCCGUAAAUUAACACGACUAAGACAAGCGGUUCAGUUAGGACAAAAGUAAUGGCGCCCAAAGGCGCACAAGAAGCUUUAGGACACUAAUGAAUAACCCCAGGACAAAAGUAAUGGCGCCCUAUAAAUUGAGUAGCACUCUUUCACCCUUCAGUUGCCAUUUGGUCUUGUCUCCGUUUGUGGGCGUGGCUAAACCUAAAUGGCGUGGCCAUUUAUGGCUGAUAUGCACGUGAGUGUGAAGAGAUUAAUAAAUGAUUCUCAGUAGUAAAAACUAAUGUAACACCUGAACAUAGACUGGAUUACCAUUCCCAGCUUGUAUUUAGUUUCUGCACAAUAAUUUCCUUGAAUCGGGUCGUUUUUUGUUUGUUUGCUUGUUUGUGCUUUUCCCCCAUGCCCUCGAGUCUCAGCGACGUGUGGGGGAAUUCAUUUAGUUUACCUUUCAAAUGAUCUUAUCCCACAUGAUAUCUAUACUUAUCGUUAACUAAUGCAGCUUUUAUUCAUUUACCGUGAUGUUUAAUCAGAUCUCUUGAUCUUGAGUUCUCUUAUUAUCUGUAUUUUCUUUUCUUUUUACAAGUCUGUGUAUGACUGUAAGUUGGUAAUGUACUUUUUUAUAGCUUUGGUGGUCAUUUAAUUCAUAUAUGUAUGUAUAUACAAGGCUGAAAGCAGGUUGUUACACAAGUUCAUUUGCAAUAACAGACAAAAUGUACGUGAGCAUGAAGUUAAAAUGGUAGAUAAAAUGCUAACACGCGUCUCCAGUGCACGGCAGGUAGUUCUGAGGAAGAGGAAGCACUCGUUCUGUGUGUGUAUGUGUUUAAUAUCGAUGCACUCUGUUUCUUUUAUCAUUAAAUGUCUCAGCCUGA